This is a messenger RNA of Paralichthys olivaceus (Japanese flounder), 1494 nucleotides long. NCBI's taxonomy places the organism in Eukaryota, Metazoa, Chordata, Actinopteri, Pleuronectiformes, Paralichthyidae. The record is from RefSeq and is a predicted model, not a curated record.
GAAACUUCUACGGGACCCCGAAGCCCCCUGCGGAGCCCAGCCCCGUGCAGCCGGACCUGGUGGACCAGGUUCUGUUCGACGAGGAGUUCGACACGGAGGUCCAGCGAAAACGCACAACCUCCGUCAGCAAGAUGGACAGAAAGGACAGCGCGGCUCCAGAGGAGGAAGAGGAAGAAGAGAGGUCUCCUGUGGUCAACGGCCUGGCUGAGCACAAGGACAAGGCGGAGUGGAGGAAGUCGGUGCCCAGCUACAACCAGUCGGCGGCGGCCAUGGACAUGCGUGUAUGGAACACACAGGAUGAAAGUCAGGAGCCCUUGCCUAAAAACUGGGAGAUGGCCUACACAGAGACCGGCAUGGUCUAUUUCAUAGAUCACAACAGCAAGACCACAACCUGGCUGGACCCUCGCCUCGCCAAGAAAGCCAAGCCUCCAGAGAAAUGCGAGGAAGGAGAGCUGCCCUAUGGCUGGGAGAAGAUUGAGGACCCCCAGUAUGGAACCUACUACGUGGACCACAUCAACCAGAAGACCCAGUUUGAGAAUCCAGUGAUGGAAGCAAAGAGAAAGUUGAGUGUGGACACGCCCACCGCCGUCCCGCCACCGGCAGCCACGCCCUCAGCAGAAGAGCCUGUUAGAGGAGUGCGGGGCUUCACGCGAGAUCCAUCUCAGCUCCAGGGUUCUAUCCUGCAGACAGCGCUGAGAAAAAGCCCACAGGGCUUCGGGUUCACAAUCAUCGGAGGAGACCGACCCGAUGAGUUCCUUCAGGUCAAAAACGUCCUUCCUGAUGGGCCGGCUGCACACGACAACAGGAUCGCCUCAGGUGACGUGAUCGUGGACAUCAAUGGGUCGUGUGUGCUGGGGAAGACUCAUGCUGAUGUGGUGCAGAUGUUCCAGUCCAUCCCCAUCAACCAGUAUGUGGACAUGGUCCUGUGCCGAGGCUACCCGCUGCCCGAGGACUCCAGCAACAGUGACGACGCCUCGGGAGGCCUCUGCGCCUCCAAGGACGCGUCCCCGUCCCCCUCCACGCCACAGGACCCUCACUACACAGUCCCAGACGGGGGAACCCUGUCCAGGCAGACUGCCGCGGUGGCACCCAUGACCAACGGAGGCCGCCACCACCACCACCACGCUCAUCCCCACCAACACCACCACCACCUCCCUAAUCAAGACGGCCCUGACCCCACUAUGCUACAGCCGGAGCUGGUGAGCGUGCCGCUGGUGAAAGGCCCCGGAGGUUUCGGCUUCGCCAUCGCCGACUGCCCGCUAGGCCAAAAGGUGAAGAUGAUCCUGGACGCCCAGUGGUGCCGCGGCUUGUUGAAGGGCGACGUCAUCAAGGAGAUCAACAGACAGAACGUCCAGACGCUGACCCACUCCCAGGUGGUGGACAUCCUCAAAGACCUGCCCGUGGGCAGCGAGGUCAACGUGCUGGUGCUUCGAGGAGGUGAGUUUGCAGAAAUGAGAGUUCGAGUCGCUGCGUGUGUGUGCACUGCAGCCACAG